GGCAGAGCCCGGCUUCUGAAGGACUCUUGUAUCGCUCACACACUGUGCAGCCAGGAGAAACAUGACCACAUUAGCCAACUUUACACAGACACUGGAGGAUGUCUUCAAAAAGAUUUUCAUUACUUACAUGGACACCUGGCGGAAGAACACCACAGCAGAGGAACGGGCGCUCCAGGCCAAGGUGGACGCCGAGAACUUCUACUAUGUCAUCCUGUACCUCAUGGUGAUGAUCGGCAUGUUCUCCUUCAUCGUGGUGGCCAUCCUGGUGAGCACAGUGAAGUCAAAGCGGCGGGAGCAUUCCCAGGACCCCUACCACCAGUACAUAGUGGAGGAUUGGCAGGAGAAGUAUAAAAGUCAGAUCCUGCAUCUGGAGGACUCCAAGGCCACCAUCCAUGAGAACAUGGGGGCCACGGGGUUCACGGUGUCGCCCUGAUAAAUACCAAGGGGACAUCAGGCUAUGAAGGGUGCUUCCACCACCUAGUGAGUCCGACUUGUCCUUGCUCCCAAGAAAGCUAGCUCCUCUCUGUGCUGAAAAUCUUCACAGUGAUGGCCUGCCUGGCCAACUGACCCGGGGGACAGAAUUUCUGUCUCCGUGGUUUACACGAGCCCACUGGGGAGACAUUGUGUGCUGAAGAUCUCUACUUGCCAUGCUAUGUAAACAUCAUGUGAGUUAGUAUCCAUCGUGAGAAUGAGGGGGCCUGGGUGGGGCAGUGGGGCAGCAAGCAGAGAUCUACAAAUCUCCCACCUUCGUCCUCAUAGUGAAUAUUAGUCUGAGUGUAGCAAAUUCCACUUACGAAUAAGUCAAAUGUGUUAUUCAGAAGCCAAGGUUUGAAUCUACCACGGGCUUGCUGAACGGACAGGCGAGCAUCUACUUAACUGAUUCAUGGCCACAGAGUCCGAGGUGAUGAACAGCCAAAAACAUGGGGUUUUUGUGCACUCACUGCUCUCCUGGUAUUUUACUGAUCUGGAUGUCUGGACAGAAUAAACAUUGAAAGAACAAAAUAAUCCACACCAGAGCAUCAAAUGUUCAAGAACAACCCAAGGCAAGCAAAACAUGUUUUUUAAAAGAAACUUC
Onychomys torridus (southern grasshopper mouse) is the source of this 1075-nucleotide messenger RNA. RefSeq names its product potassium voltage-gated channel subfamily E regulatory subunit 2 (gene Kcne2). The transcript is spliced from 2 exons. The record is from RefSeq and is a predicted model, not a curated record. Gene Ontology annotation, biological process: membrane repolarization during action potential; potassium ion export across plasma membrane; negative regulation of delayed rectifier potassium channel activity. NCBI's taxonomy places the organism in Eukaryota, Metazoa, Chordata, Mammalia, Rodentia, Cricetidae. Gene Ontology annotation, cellular component: membrane. Bases 62 to 433 code for a protein of 123 amino acids. Gene Ontology annotation, molecular function: potassium channel regulator activity; delayed rectifier potassium channel activity; voltage-gated potassium channel activity involved in ventricular cardiac muscle cell action potential repolarization.